UGCUGGGUUGAGGAAAUUGAUGACGGGGAAGCAUGCGGGCAACCCAGUGUAUAAAACACAUAAACGUGUAGGCAGAGGCUCAGCUACCACUUUGGACGGCUGCUUCCCACCAGCAAAGACCACGCCGAGCCUAAGCCCCUGGGAAACAUGAGGAACCUCUUGCUGCUGGCCACGCUCCUGGUACCUGCGCACCAGGCGACGGCCUGGAGCACCAAGUACGCAGUGGAUUGUCCGGAUCGCUGUGACAGCAGCCAGUGCAAAAUCAGCCUGCGCUGUAAGAGGACGGUGCUGGACGACUGUGGCUGCUGCCGCGUGUGCGCUGCGGGGCUGGGAGAAACCUGCUACCGCACGGUCUCGGGCAUGGACGGCGUGAAGUGUGGCCCCGGGCUGAGAUGUCAGUUUUACAGUGAGGAGGAUGAUUUUGGUGACGAGUUUGGUAUCUGCAAAGACUGUCCCUACGGGACCUUCGGGAUGGAAUGCAAAGAGACCUGCAACUGUCAGUCAGGCAUAUGUGACAGGGUGACAGGCAGAUGUCUGAAAUUUCCCUUCUUCCAGUAUCCAGUAACCAAGACUUCCAACAGAUUUGUACCUCACACAGAGCAUGACAUGGCAUCUGGAGAUGGCAACGCCGUGAGAGAAGAACACAUGAAAGAGAAGACAUCUCGUUCUCCUGUAACAAAAUGGUUGACUCCUCGCUGAUCCUGCAUGGGAUUUCCAAAAGAAGGCUCUGUUUUCAUGAUCAUUCAAUGCAGCCAGUAUUUUAGGAACAGUCUAGAUGAUUGCAUAUGGACUUGUAAUUUUUGGACACCAAGUAUGAGUCAGGUACAGGAAAAAAUAAAGGCUACUAACGAUCCAUAAAAUUCCAUAUGACUCCACACUUUUAGAAUCUUGUUUGUUAAAUAUUUGAAUGCAUAUAAAUUUGUUAAACAUGUCUUAAUAGCAAUUUUGAGGAGAUAAACAUGAAAUUUAGACAAAUUAGACAUGGAAGUAGGUCAAUCAAAGAGGAAGCUAGCCAAAGUAAUAAAGCACAGUGAGUCCAUGGUUCUGGGCUCAGAUGUACUUUAAUGUUAGAAAUACAGGAUGGAGGAAAAGUUAGGAGCAAGUAAAGGUGGGAUAGGUGUGGGGAGUGUAAUAUUUAGUUCUUCCUUGUGCUAGCUUCAAGAGAAUUUAAUUGUGUUUUAUCUUUACUGUGUGAAAAGUCAAAACAAAACAAUCCCCAAAGGAAGUGGGGUGUUUGAAGCUCAUGGGAGUUUGAGUAGCAAACUUGAAUGGGCAGGUUUGAAAGGGCUGCUAAUGUAGUUCCCAGGUUACCUGUGAUGGAAGGAUAGUUCUGGGACAGGGGGCAAAUAUACACUUCCAUACAUGGUUUUAAAAACAUUCCAUUUCAAAGAGAAUUGGUUAAGUAUUUUGCCCACUUGGGGGAGGUGUGAAGCUAAAUAUUUAUAUAUUUUUGUAAACAAAUAUGUUAGUACGAAUCAUCCUCCAUACCCAUAUUUAUCACCUUCAGAGACAUGAGUAUCGUGUUGUUUAAAAUGUUAGAAUAAAGUUGUAACUAAACCCAAGGCAUAGUAAAUUUAUGACUAAUAAUAAUAGUAUUAUCAACAGUAACGAGCGUUAGAGAAGCCUAGAAAAACUUAGUCACAUGAAUUUUAAAAAUACCAAUAAAUAAACAAUAGAGGGAUUUACUAAAAGUAAGUACCAUGACUUAGAUGAACUUUAAAUUUAAAGUAUAAAAUACUGUUUUAGGAAAUUUGGAAAAGAAGAGUCAAUUUUCAGAAGGAAAUAUCAACUUUAAAGUAUAUUCAUUUUUCACAUUUUUCCUUUUAACUUGGUUGCUAAGUGGGAUUAAGAUUAUACUUGGGAGGAUCUUAGCACAAAUAGGACAGUUGUAGUAGUUUUUGUAGGAAGUAUUUUAUUUGGAAUGAAGAAUUAUUUAAGAGCUAUUUCACUAUUUACCUAUAUUUUAUUCUUGAAGUUGCCAGCAGAGUUGUGAAUCUGUAUGUGGGAGGAUCUUUGAAUGUAAGCUAAAUAAGCUGAAAGGACAAGUUUA
Molecule: messenger RNA, 2050 nt
Organism: Condylura cristata (star-nosed mole)
Lineage: Eukaryota; Metazoa; Chordata; Mammalia; Eulipotyphla; Talpidae
Gene: ESM1
Product: endothelial cell-specific molecule 1
Exons: 3
Coding region: 148-699 (183 amino acids)
Cellular component (GO): extracellular region
Source: RefSeq, a predicted model, not a curated record